AUGAGGCUUUGGGUCUACACCUCGGUUGCGUUAAUUGCGGCUACAAUUGCUGUGGCCUCACCCUUCGGCGGUGGCGGCGGUGGCGGUGGUGGCUGGAAAAUGAUGGGAGGAGGAGGAGGCCCCAAAGGCAGCAUGGGCUCGCCCAUGAAGAACAAGUUCCGCACGGGCAGUGUCUACCUCAUCAAGGAGCUCCACCCGAUCGGCGGCGCAGGCAAAGGAGGAAUGAUGAUGAUGGGUGGGGGAGGCGGGGGCUGGAAGCCUAUGAUGGGCGGGGGCGGCGGCGGGUGGAAACCCAUGGGUGGCGGAUGGAAGAUGGGAGGUGGAGGCCAUGGAGGGUGGAUGGGAGGCGGCGGAGGUGGCGGAGGUGGCGGUAUCCCUAGCUGGAUGCGAAUGGCAACUGUCGUGCUCAACCAUGGCGGAGGCAGCGGCGGCGGAGGAUGGAAGAUGGGUGGAGGCAGCGGCGGUGGCGGAUGGAAGAUGGGCGGCGGCAGCGGCGGUGGCGGAUGGAAGAUGGGUGGAGGCAGCGGCGGUGGCGGAUGGAAGAUGGGAGGCGGCGGCGGCAGUGGCGGAUGGAAGAUGGGAGGAGGCGGAGGCGGUGGAGGUGGCGGCAAGGCCGGCACCACGUACAUCAUCAUCAAGAAGGGCAGCAGCAGCGGCGGUGGCGGCGGCGGCAAGUCUGGUGGCAUGGGCGGCCACCUCAGCAGCCUAACUAGUCUCUUUAGCGGUCACGGCGGCGGAGGUGGAGGUGGCGGCCAUGGCGGCAGCGGAGGAAGCGGCGGCGGCAGCGGCUGGUGGAUGUGAGUGCUGGACAUUUGCACGCGAGCCACCCCGAUCCCGUGACCAAGCGUUUUACGCUCGGUCGUGCCCAACCCCUCGUGUGGAUGAACUUUUGUGACCUGUGCAAUAUGAGCUGGUUCUCGAGGCACACGUUCCAGUGUGUUUGCGUACGAAGAAAUUGUGACAUAUUGCCUUCCCCGGACUCUAUGCAUUUCAAGUUCGUAGAUCGAUUCAUUUGACUUUUUUGCUGUUUCCGAAUAUUUCAAGCUCAAAUACAUUAUGUUUCCCCGCAA
Messenger RNA from Dermacentor andersoni, 1070 nucleotides. The record is from RefSeq and is a predicted model, not a curated record. NCBI's taxonomy places the organism in Eukaryota, Metazoa, Arthropoda, Arachnida, Ixodida, Ixodidae.